Molecule: messenger RNA, 1916 nt
Organism: Coniophora puteana RWD-64-598 SS2
Lineage: Eukaryota; Fungi; Basidiomycota; Agaricomycetes; Boletales; Coniophoraceae
Exons: 3
Coding region: 269-1507 (412 amino acids)
Source: RefSeq, a predicted model, not a curated record
GCAUACCUGCCAGGGGGGGGGCCUUUCUUCCAUUUCUACAUCGAUGCCUCGAGAUCGCGCGUUUGAGAGUUGUCGGGGAUGAAUUGACGAGCGCGUCGAUGGUCUUGGCGACCAAGCGCUCAGCGGCACUCAUGCGGAAACCUCCUUCAUUUCGCACCAAAAAGGGAGCAGAUACGUGCUUGACGCGCUCAGGGCAGCCGAACUACUGGCGGGACGAGAGGAUGGCCAAGCCCAAGUGCUCUGAUUGCAUCCUUUCUCGGAGUCGCGAAUGCCGUUUCUCCAUCAGCGCACCUCGUCGUUAAAAGCGGAAGGCAUCCCCCUCACCCCUCUCCGUCGCUCCUCCUACCAGCGCAAGGCACUCAAGAAGGCCGCCCGCCGCCGCCAGCGCAGCUCCUCCGCUUAUUCGGCUCGCCUCAGUGUUUUUGACCUCGACGACCACGACGAGAACGGUGACGAAGGUUUCGACGAGCUACUGGGCCAUCUCGACGAAGUUGACCUCGAGGACCUAUCCGACGACGAGCCACACUCGCGAACGUAUCACGCUCAAGAGCACGACGAAGACGGAAACGCGCUUGACGACGACGACGAAUUUGUAGGCCGCUACCUACAGCGACGCGAUCCGUACAGAACCGAAGUCGGCACUUCUACGUCCAUAUCCUUACCCAAACGAUACUCGAUGGCAUCUCAAUCUGUUCUUCCUACGUCUGUCGUGGAUGAAGCUGGCAGCAUGUCGUCCUCUACCAACCAGAGCUCACUGGAGCGGUGGAAGACGCACCUCUAUCAAGACGUCGAUGGCGAACAGUCGACAUUCCCCCUCGUCGCGUGGUGUUUCAUGACCGGCUUCAUCAACUCCAUCACGACCUCCGCCGUGUUCGUCUGGGCCGCGUUCCAGACGGGCAACACCAUCCAGCUCUCACUCGCACUCGCGCGCCUCUUCGACGGCACACACAACUACACCUUCCAGCUCUCGGACCGCUUCGCACUCUGCUCGAUCCUGUCCUUCCUCGGCGGCGCGUUCAUUGGGCGCGUCGGCGACAAGAUGGGCGCCAAGACGCGCGCGUGGCUCGCGCUGGGGUCGUUCAUCCAGACGCUGUUUACUAUGGUGGCCGCAAUUGCGAUCUGGAAGAGCGGCGAGCCGAGUGUGGCUGUGGAGAGGGGGGAGAUCGCGUGGGGCAGUGCGCUGUCGUUUGUGUGUGUGGGGUUCAUGAGCGCGAGUAUGGGGCUGCAGGGGAUCAUGGGGAAGCGGAUAAACACGCAGUUUACGACGACGGUCGUCCUCACCACAACCUGGUGCGAGCUCGUAGCCGAGCCAACACUUUUCCACGUCCGCAGGCUCGUGCGCACGCGGGACCACAAGGCCAUCGCCAUCUUUGCGUGCUUCCUCGGCGGGUUCGCCGGCCGCGCCAUCCUGCAGGCCAUCGGGUCCGCGAAGACGCUCGGUAUCGGUACGGUGCUCAGGCUGUUGAUCACGGUUAGCUGGGUGUUUAUGCCUGCGAAGAAGAAGUGAGGGGGGCUGGGUCGGGUCGGGAUGCAGACGUCUGAUGGUAGGAUAGAGGAAAAUAUCUGGAGGGGGCGAACAGAGCGGAGUGGUUUGUCGUGGUGAGCCGCAGUAUCGUCGUGGAGGAGGGGUGGAGGAGCGCGUCACGAGGAAGGCGAUUCAAAAGCUGAAAUCACGCAUAGAUCGUGGAUUCCUCCCUCUAUUCUGCCUCAAAGGAGGUCAAGACUAGAGGGAGGACGCACUACAAGGGUAUCGUUGGAUUCAAUUGGGAUCAAGCCUUGUUGACGUCCAAUACGACGGCAUGCACGAACAACGAAUUCGAAACGCACUUCGUUUGACUUAUAACUUAUUUCCAUUCACGCAUCGCAUAGACACAUUACAUAGAUUCUGCUUUUGUUGUUAUACCGCUUUAUUACGG